Euleptes europaea (tarantolino) is the source of this 870-nucleotide messenger RNA. RefSeq names its product Src like adaptor 2 (gene SLA2). The transcript is spliced from 7 exons. Gene Ontology annotation, molecular function: protein binding. The record is from RefSeq and is a predicted model, not a curated record. The coding region runs from base 1 to 840 and encodes 279 amino acids. NCBI's taxonomy places the organism in Eukaryota, Metazoa, Chordata, Lepidosauria, Squamata, Sphaerodactylidae.
AUGAAGCCAGGUGGUGUGGGGGAGACCACAGCUCCAGUCAAGAUCCAUUAUGGCCCACAUAAAUGUGAGUUUUUGCACCCUAAUGGAUAUGAAACUGCCGGGAAAGGUUGUGUGGACAUUUGGACAGGUGUCAUCACUAUUGCAGUAUGGGACUUCCCUUCUGGCCAAGCAGAGCCAAUACUGAAGAUGGGAGAACAGUUGCAUUUGCUGUCCGAGGAUGGUGAAUGGUGGAAAGUCAUAUCAGUAGCAACUGGCAGACACUGCCACAUUCCUAGCAACCACGUAGCAAAAAUAUCUUACAGGUGGCUCUAUGAAGGCAUCAGCCGAGAAAAAGCUGAGGAGCUAUUGAUGCUGCCUUCCAACCGUGAAGGCUCCUUCCUGAUAAGAAAAAGCCAAACAAGGAAAGGUUGCUAUUCCUUGUCUGUCAGACAUGCACAGCAUGGAGGCUGGGACUCUGUGAAACACUAUCGUAUUAACUGCCUGGAAAACAACUGGAUUUACAUCACUUCCCGCCUCACUUUCCCCAGCUUGCAGGACUUGGUGGACCAUUAUUCUGAUAGUCGGGAUGGCUUAUGUUGCCGCCUGCAAGAACCAUGCUUCAUCCAAGGAUCUGACUCAGGCUUGCUACCCAGCCUUUCAAAACCAGUGACAGUGAAACAGCCAAACCACAACUGGCAGGAGAUCAACAGUUCAGACCUGCUGUCAGAAGGUCCACUGCCAGAAGACUCUCCAAUCAGUCUGGGCCUGAGGGAAGCCAUCAGUUCUUACUUGUUGGUGACUGAAGACUUGCCCUUAGAGAACACAUCUACCAAAAAGGGGAAGAAAUGCAAAGACACUUGAUCACCUUUGGGAACCAUUUGUCCCAUGGAA